Molecule: messenger RNA, 1969 nt
Organism: Misgurnus anguillicaudatus (oriental weatherfish)
Lineage: Eukaryota; Metazoa; Chordata; Actinopteri; Cypriniformes; Cobitidae
Source: RefSeq, a predicted model, not a curated record
CCGUUUUCCGGUUUGGUCACUUGACGUUCGACAUCUAGCGUAUUCUGUCCGACUUGUCAGAUGUUUUUUUUUGCUGGAUAUAUAACAUUUGUUGAGUCUAAAUAUUAAUGAGGAUACGGUUUUUGAUAAAUCAAAUUUUAUUGUUGUUCUUAUAAUCAUUUAGGGGGGCUUAGGAACAUUUUGGGGUAGCUUCAGCCCCCCUAAAACAGGCCUAACGACGUCCCUGACACAUACUGAAAAAAAUUUAUAUCUGGUAAUGCACUAUGAAUCUCUUUGGAUAAAAUGCAUUUAUGUAAAACAUGUGUUGUUUCACAGCGGUAUAAUGAUGUUUGAUCAUGUAAUGAUGUUUUGGUCAAGGCUACAAAUGAGGUUUGUUAAAAAUAGCUGUUCAGGAAACAUGUGCAUUUGUUAGUGUGUACACUAUGUGGUUUAGUUGCCACUUGUGUGCUUGUUUUGACAUCCUCAGGCAAACAGACAAGAGGUCUUGUCAAAGGUUCAUGCUGUCUAUAUUCACAGUUAUUCAUUCACAGUUAUUCAGUGUUACUUUGUAUUAAUAUUCUUCUGUGAGUUUUUACCACAUGAUUAUAUAGCAGCUGUGAGAUCAAGGCAAAACAUACAAAUAUAACACAUAGGAUUUUUGUAGUUGGUAUUUAACACUGCAAGAAAAUAAAGCUUAAAAAACGCAGAUAAGAUAUUUGGCUCAUUAUAGUUUUAAAGAUGUUGUAAAGUUUUAAAACUAAUAUAAGUUGUUUUGUGACAAUUUAUUAAUCAGUUUAUUAUAUUGUAUUUAGUUUGUUAAAAAUUCUAAUCUCACGAAAAACAUCAUCCUGAAUAGAUACAGCCGAGAAAACAACAACUGAGAGAAUAGUAUGGCUACUAUAAAAACAAGUGGUGGAAACUAUAAAAACUAAUUGCAACAGGAAGUAACACAGAUUGUAAAUAUAGAAAUAAAGGAACUAAAUGCAAAUGCAAAAGAUUAUAAACAUUGUAACUAAACUGAAAGAGCAAAGAAUAUCUCGAUGGGUGAGAACCAAAACAGGAUAGCAUUGACACAGUGUUAUAUUGUUUGCCGUAAGAGAUCAGAGAUGUCUGAGAUUAUUGAUGAUAAUGUGAUCAGAUCUGAGACUCUGGAAAUGGACAGAGGAGAGAGAGAGGAGAGGAUGGUGGACAUCUAUGAAAGUUUAGAUGCUGUAAGAAAUGAUGAAGUGAUGAUAAACACAGAGAUGAUGAGUACAGAGAGACAGCAAGAGCUUCAACAUACAGGAAGAGUCUCAGUGAAGAACAGAAGACACAGAUCAGUUCAAGUGUGUUUGUGUUUACUGUCUGUUCUUCUGUUCACUGCUGUAAUAGUCAUCUAUGUCUAUUUCAACAAUGAAAGAAACCAACUACUAACACACAACUAUAACUUGACUAAAGAAAGAGACGAGUUACUAACACGGAACUAUAACUUGACUAAGGAAAAUGAAACAUACAGCAGUUUAUUACUAAACCAGAGCAGAAUCUUGACUGAAGAAAGUGAAAAAAUCAGAAACAAAAGUGAUGAACUCCAAGAUGCAUUAAAAGAUCGGUGCGCUGAUAGCUUAACAUGGAUUCACUACAACUUCAGUUACAUUUCAUCUGAUUUUAAGAACUGGAGUGACAGCAGACGAGACUGUGAAGAGAAAGGAGCAAAUCUGGUGAUCAUAAACAACAAAGAGGAACAAGAGUUUGUGCUGAAGGCUACAGCUGGUUUUAAUUUUUGGAUUGGUCUGAGUAAAGAGGGAGGUGUGUUGAAAUGGGUUGAUGGCACCACAUUGACAUUAAGGCCCUGGAUGAAAGGACACCCCAUAUCUAAUAAUCAUAGCUGUGCUGUAAUAACUACACCAGAGUGGGCUGAUCAUACAUGUGAUAAGACACACAGAUGGAUCUGUGAGAAGAGAAUUAUGCAGUGAAAUAAACUCAAAUAAAUGAAGUAUUUGUCACAGCUAAA